Molecule: messenger RNA, 1314 nt
Organism: Lynx canadensis (Canada lynx)
Lineage: Eukaryota; Metazoa; Chordata; Mammalia; Carnivora; Felidae
Gene: RHOF
Product: ras homolog family member F, filopodia associated
Exons: 6
Coding region: 16-696 (226 amino acids)
Biological process (GO): small GTPase-mediated signal transduction; cell migration
Molecular function (GO): GTP binding; GTPase activity
Source: RefSeq, a predicted model, not a curated record
UCGGUUUCUCUGGGAAUGACAGCCCCAGCGGUCUGUCCCGCGCGCUGUUGCCAGUGCCGCCGGCUCCCGGCUAUGGACGCCCCCGGGGCCCCGGGCCCGGACCCGGGCAGGAAGGAGCUGAAGAUUGUGAUCGUGGGUGACGGCGGCUGCGGCAAGACAUCAUUGCUCAUGGUGUACAGCCAGGGCUCCUUCCCUGAGCACUACGCCCCAUCCGUGUUCGAGAAGUACACGGCCAGAGUGAAUGUGGGCAGCAAGGAGGUGACCCUGAACCUAUACGAUACCGCUGGGCAGGAAGAUUAUGACCGGCUGCGACCCCUGUCCUACCAGAACACCCACCUCGUGCUCAUCUGCUAUGACGUCAUGAACCCCACCAGCUAUGAAAACGUCCUCAUCAAGUGGUUCCCUGAGGUCACACAUUUCUGCCGUGGGACCCCCACGGUGCUCAUUGGCUGCAAGACAGACCUGAGGAAGGACAAGGAGCAGCUGCGGAAGCUCAGGGCGGCCCAGCUGGAGCCCAUCACCUACAUGCAGGGUCAGAGCGCCUGCGAACAGAUCCGAGCCGCCCUCUACCUAGAAUGUUCUGCCAAGUUUCGGGAGAAUGUGGAGGACGUUUUCCGAGAGGCCGCCAAGGUUGCCCUCAGUGCUCUGAAGAAAGCACAGCGGCAGAAACAACACCGGUUGUGCCUGCUGCUCUGACCCCUCUGGGUAGGGCACAAAGCCCUCAGGGCAAGACUGACAGGGGCCAGUCCACCAGCCCCGGAUUAUACCCCGAGAUCCUGCCCCAUCCCCAGCUUUCCAAGGGCACCUGGAGGUGGGUGUCUCCUUGUGUCUGGAGCCUCUGGUUAGACUCUUAGAACAUUCUGGAGAUCUCUUAUUUCCCAGCUGCGGCUCUGACCAUGAACUCACCUUUGGGUUCACACUGGAGCUGUGGCCCGCAUGGAGGUGGGUGAGGGUGCUGGACUCAGUCCCUCUGUACCUGGAACCGGCAUAUGUCCCCAGGACUCAGGAGUACGCGGCCUCCCCCCAGCCACGUGUAUCCCCCUUUGCACACCCAACAGGUCCUCAAAACCUAUGCUUAAAACAAAGAACUACAUCUGGUACGUGGAUAAGUGUGGAUUCGUCAGCGUUCCACACGGCCCCCCCCCCCAAGACCGCUGCUCCCAUGUCACCCGCCUCCCUGGGCUCUGGAGAUAGGCACGGCUGCACUCUCCAGCUCCUCACUUCCUUCCUCCAGGAGCUCGGGGACCACGAUGGGAUAGGGGCCUAUCGGGACAACACAGGCACCAGCCCCGGACACGGGGGCCAACAGUGGCC